Pocillopora verrucosa is the source of this 2305-nucleotide messenger RNA. Its product is annotated as copine-1. Gene Ontology annotation, molecular function: calcium-dependent phospholipid binding. The record is from RefSeq and is a predicted model, not a curated record. NCBI's taxonomy places the organism in Eukaryota, Metazoa, Cnidaria, Anthozoa, Scleractinia, Pocilloporidae. Gene Ontology annotation, biological process: cellular response to calcium ion. Gene Ontology annotation, cellular component: plasma membrane.
UUAGGGAACUGAUCGUGAUAAACUCGCUGAAACGUUUCAAUCAGGAAACCGACAUUCAAGGCCUCUGGGACAUCAACAAGUACGUCACGUAAUGAACUUUGGGACAUAAUUAUGUCCUUAACGACAGCAGUGUUUGUCACGCAACACCAAAGCACAAUUGGAAAGUGCGUCAUGUGAAGACGGCAGAGCAGAGGUUAGCGGGUUCAUUUUGACAUUUAUCGGCCAUGAACUGGAAUUGGAAAGAAGAUGAGUUCCUUGCUCUAAUUUUCUAACAGGGAAUGGCGGAGAGAAAAGCAAUGCCGUCCUUUAGGAACAAAAUCGCUUCUGAAGAUAAUAUCCGUAGCAGUUUACAAUCCAAACUUGUACAGAAUGGUCACGUUACGCUGAAGACGAACGCUUUUCAAAACAAGCGCAAAGUGGAGUUAUUUAUUGAGUGUACAGACCUCGUACAACUGGACACCUUCUCGAGAACAGACCCCAUGUGUGUGCUUUAUGCGAAAAGACUCGGGCAAUGGAUGGAAUACGGACGGACAGAAUCCAUACCAAACAUGUCUCAUCCAAAGUUUGUAGAAACAUUUAUCAUUGAGGCCAACUCUACGGUUUAUCCAAGGUUAAGGUUUUCAGUGUUCGACUUGGCCAACUUUACAUCCAAAGAUCUCCGUAAACACGAUUUUGUGGGCUCGAUUGAAAUCGAGCUCGACACAUUGUUAGAAUCAAGUUGUGGUACGUUGAUAAGAACACUGAGAGUGCCAGGAGACGUCAAGUCACGUGGUUAUAUUCACAUUUACGUGGACGAUGUGAGAGAUGAUAAAACAAAUGUUAGACUUCAUUUUGGCGCCACAAAUCUGGAGAAGAAAGGCCUUUUAGGAAAAUGUGAUUCGUUUUUUGAGGUUAAUCGACUUCUUCCAAGGAGUAAUCAUCUUCACCCAGUUUAUAGAUCUGAAGUGGUUACAAGGACAGCGUGUCCCAAGUGGGCGCCGUUGGAUAUUAGUUUACAGAAGUUGUGUAAUGAAAACAUUGAUGGACAGCUUGUGCUAACGUGUUGGCAUUUCUCUAACACUGGUAACCACACCCUGGUGGGGGAAGCCAAGUUACCAUUGAAUUUACUUCUUAAGAGAGCAGUCAAACAAGUGGAUAUAGUGAAUCCAAAGAAGCAGAUUAAAAAUAAACGCUAUUCAAACUCUGGGAUUCUUCGUAUUCUACACUGCUACGUGGAUAAACAAUUUAGUCUUAUUGAUUACGUCAGAGGAAAUUGCGUCAUCAGAAUGGUAUGCGCCAUUGAUUUCACCAUUUCCAACGGUCCGCCUUUGACCCAGGAUUCCCUGCAUACGAUGGACGAGGAGAAGAAUGAGUAUUCUCAGACCUUGAAGUCAAUAGGGAAGGUUUUAUCAAGCUUCGAGAAAGAUAAGAAAAUUGCAGCGUAUGGAUUUGGAGCCCAGGCCUGCUCAACAGGAGCACUACCUUAUAUGUUUGCUCUUGAUAGUGAAACAGGAAAACCUGAGCUGGAGAAUGUAGAGGCUGUUGUUGACGCCUACUGGAAAAGACUGGAAGACGUCAAGUUGGGCGGACCCACCCAUCUUGCGCCCAUUAUCCAAGGGAUAGCGGCAUACGCCGAGAAAGAAGUAUCCCAGUGUUCUCAGCAUUACACAAUAGGACUUGUUAUUGUUGACGGCAUCGUCAAUGACGUAGACCAUUUGAUAGACGUGUUAGUUGAUGUGGAACGCUCGCCUCUCUCUAUAGUUGUUGUAGGCGUUGGGCCCGCAGACUUUAGAUUAAUGAAUGAACUUUUUUCAAGAAAUAGAAGACAGCUAAGAUCUAAAGGAGGAAAGACAGCGAGUCGCAUAAACACGGACUUUUUGUCUCUAAGAAGACACGCUGCAAAUCCAGGAGUCAAUGAUUCAAUGGCGCGAGAUGUAUUUGCAAACAUUUCACAACAAAUUGUGACAUUUUUCAAGUCCAAAGGGAUAGUUCCCAACCUUCCAACGAAAAUGAACGUUAUGGAACCAUUUGACGACUGUAAUAAUUUAUCCGACGCGUCAUCAAGACCUUCCUCACCACGCGUGCGUAAGAUUUCACCACACAUCGCUGCCAGAUGUCCGACUUGUGGUUCUGUGAUUGACCGCGACCCAUUCAACAUGCUCUCACUGUAGGAAAUUUUGACGAUCUUAAGGGCUUUUCAAAGAUGCCCCUGAAGAACUGAAGACGUUUAAUAAGACACGCUUAAAACCUUGAUUUCCUUCACGAUCUUUGUUCAUGGCGUUGUCAAGUGAUCAUUUCCUUUUCGUGGUACUCUACUCUGUCAAAA